CUUCAAACGCUUCGCACGAACGUAGAAAGAAGAACAAGAAGAAGACAUGAUCACGUCAAGGAAGGGCGCCAUUUACCUUAUCGGAAUCCACAUGGUGCCCAACAUUGUCGGCAUCGCGCGCUUUUCUUACGGUUUUCACAGGACUGGGGCACAAACGGAAGGGCUCGUAUUCGACGUGUUGCUUGGCGCCGAAUGCGUUUUGAACAUCAUCAGCGACGCAGUGGUCAUCCUACUCCUUUGGCAGGCGGAGAAAUCAAAAGCAACUAGCACGGGUCAUGCGGCAGUGUCGACCGUUCUGCGCGCAUUCGUGGCGUGGAACACUGUGGCGAUGCUUUUCUGCUGCGGUGCCAACCUGGCCGGCCUGCGUUACCCGCCCAAGUGGUACACGGAGCAGGACGCUGAUGAGAUUACCUUGAAAGAGCAGGUGAAGAUUGUCUUGAUUUGGGCUCCCUGGAUUAUAAUGGCUGCCUACGGUAAGCUGUACUACACGACGAUGCUGUACGCGUUCUACAAAGUGUACGAGUCGACCGGAGGCAAAGCGUUCGACGGAACAGACGAGGUACACGGGGCUCCCUCCAACCUGAGCCUAGACGGUGGUCAGCCAACAACCAGGCCACAACGCAGCAUCCCGCGACCCGAGAUCGACCCGGCUAUCUUCGGUGAUCCGACGCCAGUCAUUGGCCGAACUCCAGCUAGUGGCCUGUCCCCCGUGGCUCCGUCGCCCAUGCACCCGCAAAUCCCUUCUGCGCUGCCACGCUUCGUUAUCACUCCCGUACCGGCGUCGCCCAACCAUCCGACGCACGGUACGCAGCUAUACGCAUACCCGUCGCCCAUGGGGGCCGCGUCCCUAUCGCCAGACGGAAUUCCCGUUGGACCCGGCGUUCCUCCGACCCAACAGCGUCUGACGUCCAGCGGCCCAACACCCAACGCCCUGACGCCCAGCACGCUGACACCCAUCGCCCAGACGCCGUCUCGCGGAUCGAAGUCUAGUGGGGGGACAACGUCGAGCGCAUCUCGGAGUAGUGGAGCUCGAGCCCCGCAGACGCUCGAAACGGCGUCACCGGUCUCGAGGACUCCGACAGCGAGUGGCGCGGUGUCCACGACGCCGGCGACGCCCUCCCAGCGGUCUACCCCCGGUGGUCCGAUGACCCCACUGCCUAAGGUCGCCGUGGACGCCGCGGCCGUCGGCCCCAGGACCGCGCCCAGCGAGCAGGAAGUGCCCCGUUCCCGCGUCAUGAAAGCGCGACGCCCGGUCCCGCCUCCUCCUGUGGGGACUCGCAAAAGCAAGAAACACCGCUGAGUUGGCGGGGACGCUCGCCAGCGCUGACGGAAUUUUUCGCUCUUCGCGCCAUUUUUCUCCUGCAGAUGUUUGACGCUAUUGAAGGUAUCUUUUUAUUGACAGUCACCUGAGCCGACCGACCGAUUACGCCAGUCACGUGCAGAAACGUGGCAUACCUGAAAGUGGCACUUCAGUUCUGGCAACGGCACAGCGAGACGUAAUAUGCAGGGUGUUCAACCUAACUUGAGCCAAACAUUAAAGAUACGCAAAUGCUACGUAUCUAUAUCAAACCAAGGUAACGUUGUUUGCGUCGCUCGGAGGUACUCAGAUUAUUUUUGUAUUCUGUCUAAUUAGAUAAUUUCUCGUAAUUAAAUUCACAAUUAUUUAUAAUUAGAUUAAAAGACUCAAAGAAAGAACGGUAGAGCAACAUGAGAAC
Dermacentor albipictus is the source of this 1715-nucleotide messenger RNA. Its product is annotated as ESX-1 secretion-associated protein EspK-like. The record is from RefSeq and is a predicted model, not a curated record. Lineage: Eukaryota; Metazoa; Arthropoda; Arachnida; Ixodida; Ixodidae.